CACGUAUUUCAAAAAGUAUAAUUGAAAAAUGUCGAUUUAAUUGUGGUAUAAAAAUACGACUUUUACACAAUGUUACGCCUCUUUGCAAUGUGCACCCUUGGUGUAGGCACAGUGACAUACCCUUGCUAUGCCACUGUACGCUCGUGAUUUAUGCUCGCUGUUAUCGAUAUUGUUGUACCCGUUCUAUGAUUGUGCAGCGGCGUGGCGGAAGCUUCAGCUGCAUUGAAUGUGCGAGAUAGUGUUCGGUGGCGAGUAAUUACGCACUUGGCGUUUUAAUUAAGCCGUAGCAAUAAGUGUCACUGUAGGUUAUUGUUUUCAAGCGCAAGACAAUUACAGAAAAUCGGUUCGUAGUAAUGGCGGCUGAGUGUCGGAUAUCCUUUGACAAACAAAUGGUAAUUUCGGUGCGAGUUUGAAUUUGUCGGCUGUUACAUGGGUAAUACAUACUAAAAUAUUAUUGCGUACCGGUAGUUGGCAUCGUUUAUUAAUGUCAAUAUAUGAUUAUGAUACCACGAAUAAACGCUGAACAAAUGCCGCCGUAGUCAGUGGUGGAACUUUGGUGAGGAAGACGAGGUUCAUUUCUGGGCGUAAAAUUAUACGGGGUGUAAUUUUUGUAGUACAUAAUCUAUUAUCGACUAGUCUGAUAUUUUCUUAACUUUGUUACUGGUAAUGUGUUUAAAACUCAUUAAGUAUGAUUGCAUACUAAUUAUUAGAAAAUAAUCGUUGAGAAUGAUAUUUGAUUCUUCGUUUAUGAUAAGGCGUAAUUUUAACAUUUUCCCCUAUCGUAAAAAUUCCUAGUUCCGCCUCUAGCCGUAGACUGCUAUAGUAGUCCGAUAAUAAUUAUAGUAAUAACAAUGUUGAUAAUUAUCAUUCGCCCAUGUAUAUUAUAUGUUUAUGUGCAUAGAUAGUUUUUUUUUCGCAAUUACGCGCAGCUGAUUCCGUGACCACUCGAACUCAAUUGUCCACUCAUUGGAUCCGAAUUAUUUUACUUCAUUUGACCGCAAGGCAUUAAAAUUUGUAACCAUCGUAUUCUUUCGUGUUAUGUCGUUUAACUCUCAUGUUUUCUGAUCCUAUUAAAAAAAUUAAUAAUAAUAUAAUAUUGAAUUAAAGUAUAUUAUUGCGUUCUCUUCGUUUUUUCGUUCAUAAACGCGGUUUGUUUUUGGAAGUAGCCGUGUACUGUAUUGGUUUGCCGUCAAUUUAAUUUUUCAUUUUGGCACAAAAGACUCGUGACCUCGCGUGACUAUCUCAUUUGUUCCGUCUAAAGAACGUGCAGGGCAUACAAGAAUAUCAUUGCACACGAAGAGCAGAUCGAAAUAUUAUAGCCUCAUCAUAAUUGCGUAAAGUCAAUAACUAUUUUUACGGGUUCGCAAUUGAUCCUUAUUUCUUGAGACAGGUUGUGGUUGUCAAAUCCAAUAACGCACACAGGAUUUUUUUCGGGGGAAGGUGUGCUAUUAAUAAUUUAUUAUAGAGAAUAAUUUUGUAUAACUCUAUGCAAAAAUAUGGUAAAGCCUUAAUGAUGGAUUAUAUUUGGGGGGGGGUUAUGAUCUCUUAUCCCCCCAUCCGUGUGCUACUGGUUGGAUCAGUUGUAGGAUUCGUAAUACAAAGAAGGGUUUUAAAGGUUUCUCUUACCUCUCCCCCCCCGAAAUUCAGGAAAAUUAUUAAAUUUGUUUUUGUAGCGUAAAAGUUGUUUUGAGAUUAUAUAAGUAUGAAAAUAUAAAAUCUAAAACCUCGUAUCAAUAAACUUUUUUUCUGUACACACCUGACUCUUACGCACCAUAUUAAAUUCGGCACGCUUUUUGUUAACACUAUAUGCGAAUGCAACAUUACGGAGUCGAAAAUUGAGAUUUCACGCGUUUCGUAUUAUUAGACCUUUGGGGAAGAAGUCGUAAAAAAUAAAACAAAAACGCGUCGUUCAAUCGAUCACGCGCUAUUCGUGUUGUAUAGUAUUCCUAUGUGUAAUCGUAGAGAUAAACGAAUACAAUUUGGGAUACGACGCCAAAUAAAUUUACGUAAUGCGGCAGAGGCGUCGGAAGAGGGCGUGCACCGGAUCCUUCGUAUCGCAUUAUACAACGACUUCGGUAAAUCAGCGAUGUUCAUGAUGAAUUGAUGACUGCUAAACGAUUGAUUAUUGUGCAAGUUGAAUGUUUGAAACGGAAAAAUGACUGUUAAAAUUAACAUUUUAGUUAUGGAGGGGGGGUGAUCACGUCGGAAAUACGAAGCGGAUAUGAGACGGACGGCGGCGACAAGACUUUUGUGAGCGUGUGACAACUGUUCGCGGAAUACGCCGGCUGUGAUGUCAAUCGUUUGGUACGCGAUUCAUUUCAGAGAUACACGUGAAACGUAUAUUAUUUUCCUGUUAGCUGUUUCCGAACCGUCGAGCCCGUGUAUGCCCGAAGUCGAACGAGUCUUUGCGAACCGUGUCACGGUCUAUGUGUACGGGGACGAUGUACGACGAAGAUAUUGAGAAGAGACCCGAAAAAAAAUAGUCACAUAUUAUAAUAUCCUCAGUGUAUAUCGACCGAGUCCACACGUUAUUGUUUCAUCAGCUCAAAGAAAAACAUUCUCAGAUUCGUUUAAGUGCACUCCGAAUUUGUAACGGUCUUUUUAAGAAAUUUGAGCAGUUCAGAAAGUUGACAAUCAUCAAUUUAUCGAUUCUGCUUAAGCUCACGGUGAACAUGGAUGCGGGGCGUACCUUGCCCCCGCCAAAAAAGUUCGCUGCAGAACUGGAAGUUUUCGCGAUCAAAUGUCUGAAAGAGUGGAAAGACGAGUUUGGCAAAGACUUUACAGCGGAGUUCGAGUUCGUGUUCAAGUAUUUGAACAAGUAUAAAAAGAUUGAUUUCGAGUCGAUGACGGUGCGGUCCGUGGCCGAAGCUAGGCUUCUGGAGGAAAGAGAACAGCGACAACGGAUUUUGAACGAGGAGAAAUUGAAAAAAAUCGAGUCCCACUUAAAUGAGCUCGAACCGGAAUUAUUGACAGCGGCUCAAACCUUGGAAACUUGUCUGGAAUUGCUGAUUCCCACUCCCGAAGAGUUUUUCAUACCUGAGGCGGAGCAGCAAUCUACAGCGCCAUUGGGUCUCGCGAAACCAUCGUUGUUCAAGUCACCAGUGGACGAUUUAGAGAAUAAAAACGCUAGUUAUCGUGAAACUGGUGCAAUCAAUCCUGCUGCGGUCGUAUCUGUUACGCUAAAACCGGACUUCAGGAAGAGGGUGAAGAAAACUGAAGAUAACUCGGCGAUAAUCGAAAGCAUUGAGGAACAGGUGAAACUUAUAUCUGGAAAAUAUUUGCCGAAACUCAAGCAAUGGUUGCAAGACAUUGCGAAAAUGCCGAAUGAAAAUCUGUUAAAACGGACGAUCGAGCUCAAACAGCGUCUGACCGACUUGAUGAUCCGCGAGAACAAGAUCACGUAUUACGAAGAUGACGAUGAAUGUUCCAGUGAUUCGGACAUGGAGGUAGUGCCCGCCGUGUCUGCUGACGAUUUGCUGUUGGCCCAGUGUUCGCGAGCCGAAUCGACGAUUGACGAUACCGCACACGCGAGCAAUGCUGAGCCGGGAAAAGCUGAGGACAGAGAAAAAAAUAGCGGUUGCUACAAUGACCGUGCAAUCCAAGUGCCAAAGUUGCCAUUCGAUGUCGAUCUCUACCAUUGGGAAGACGAGGAACUUACGGCGCCUCGUAUUUUACCUACAAAUCAAGAUGGUCAUAGUUUUUGGACUUCCAAUUCUGUAUUGGAUACCGAUUGUGAUGGGAUCGUUCAACCUGGAGGCUCAGCAAACCUACGUACACGAGUUAUAGAAUUUACUGGAAAAUUUGAAAGAGUCCAAAGACAGUGUAGAGCUCCAUUGCCAAGUGGAAAAUUAUGCCCAAGAGAAGACCGUUUUAAGUGUCCAUUUCAUGGACGUAUUGUAUCGAGAGAUGAACUUGGUCGAAUUAUCAAUCCUGAAAAUGAAAUUUUAUCGGAAAAGGUUAUAAAACCAAGUAAACCCGAUUGGCAAGAUCCGCAGUUGCUCAGAGACAUACAGCGUGAAACAGGAGUUGACCUUACAAUGCCAGUAAAAGGUAGUAGAAAGAAAAAGAAAAAGGAUUUAAAUUUGACAAAUUUAAAAAAAGAACUGGAUACUCCUCGAGCUCGAUUGGAAAAAAAAGUUUUUAAAAAAUCUUCUGUGAAGAAAGUAGCUCAAAUUUUAGAUAGUAUGGAUCAGCGGAAAUUUCGAGACAAAUUUGGCGAUCAAUUCAAUUAUGUUCACGAUACAGCUUGAUUAUUAUUUUUUUUAAUAUAUAAUGUUCGUUAUUGUUUAAAGUUACUAAACUAGCAUAACUAAUCAGUGAUUAAGUAUUAAUUUAUUAUAUUAAAUUUAUAUUUACUAUUUAUAUAUUAUGUAAUCUACUGUUAC
Messenger RNA from Sipha flava (yellow sugarcane aphid), 4385 nucleotides. RefSeq names its product UV-stimulated scaffold protein A-like. Gene Ontology annotation, cellular component: chromosome. Gene Ontology annotation, molecular function: RNA polymerase II complex binding. The transcript has 12 exons. Gene Ontology annotation, biological process: response to UV; transcription-coupled nucleotide-excision repair. Lineage: Eukaryota; Metazoa; Arthropoda; Insecta; Hemiptera; Aphididae. The record is from RefSeq and is a predicted model, not a curated record. The coding region runs from base 2673 to 4250 and encodes 525 amino acids.